GAAAGGCAGGUGCAUGCAAUGUACCUGAGCAACCAGAAGAAUGGAGCCAGGAUCCACCCCUUUCCAGACUUCAUUUAAGGGUUGGCAGUAGAGGUGAGGCACUUCUUGCUAGAGUUCCUUGCCUACCUGAGGCUUUCCAAAGGUGAGCAGCUCUUUUCCUUCAUUUCUGCAUUUGCAGCUGCUGCACGUGGGUCUGUUGUCAUUUGCUGCAGCCAAAGACUUUGCCACCCUGCUAUAAUCGCAGCACUUUCUAUCCCAUUAUAGCUUUACACCUUAAAACAGAAUGCAGUUUUUUAGCUUUAAGGGUUUCUUGUUUUCAAUCACUUAGUAGUAUUAUUUAAAAAAAAAAAAAAAAAAGUUAUUUAUUUAGGAAACAAAUUAUUGCUGUAAAGGCAUAUGAGAAGUUAAUAUCUAUGAAGUGCUGCUUCUUUGCUCCAGUGUUGCUUAAAUUAACUGAGAGUGUGCAUUCUGUUGUGAUGCAGUAUUUAUUCACGUAUGGAACUAACCACUGCUGCUUAUGUCUAAAUGCCCCUUUUUGAAUCCUCAGCUGCCCAAACAACUCAACAGGCAGAAUUAAGGAGCUCACGGAAUAAGUUAAUGCAGACACAAAUUGCAGUAUGAGAGGUCUUAGGCCUUCUUUUCCAUAAAGAAGGCAUAAAACAGAUGGAUGUACUCUAAGAAGUAGGAUAUCCCUUAAAAAAGCACACAAGGUAUACACUUGUAUAGCCUUGGCUAAUAACCUAAACUAAAGCCAUUUAAAGAAUCUUGUUUCUUAGUGGCAUUAAAAAAGAAGAGUUGUUAUGGUUAAAAUGAAUUUCCAGAUAAUCAGUAGCUUUACAGAAGUUACAGGGAAGAUGAAUGUUUCAUUCUGUUUAAAUCAAGUCAUCCUGCUGUCAGUAGAAAUCUCAGAGGUUCAGCCUUGUGGAAGGAUUUAAAGGCAACACUUCAGCAAUAAUCGGAUUAGAAGGACUUGCAUAGCUACGUGGUGUAAAAACCAGAUAAAAGAAACCAGAGUUCAGAUUUGCCACAAAGAAAGGCAGUGAGCUGUAAGGUGCAGAACCUGAGGCUGAUUUUGACAAUUACCUGGAGUAGGGAUGCCUGCAGAUUUCAAUGGUUACUGGAAAAUGAUCAGCAAUGACAAUUUUGAGGAGUAUCUCAAAGCACUGGGUAAGGUUCCCUUCAUGUUUCUUAUAAGUGAUCAAUAAAUGCAGACUAUCCUAAUCUUCUCAUGAAUCUAUUCUACUUGUAUGGUCAUAAAGCAUUUUUGUGAGAAACAGUUUCUUCAGGAACUAAAAACUGCUCUGUGCAAAAUUGUCUUAAGCAGUCCACUUCUUGAUAUCACGGAGUUUCCAAGUGUAGUGACUAAACUACAUAGCUGAAAGAGGUAAGUUGCAGACUUUAAAUUUAAAACCCAAAUAUAAUUUGAGAGAGUGAAACUUUUGCGUGCUACAGAGAUGGUAAUGUACUUGAGGCGGUUUUGUGUGUUUGCGUGUGAUGAAGUACAUAAAAAGCUACUACUCCUGCAGAAAUUCUAGUACCCUUAUUAACUGUCAAAUACAAGUAGCAAAACAAGGCAUAAAUGUAGGCAACAGAACUGGGCUGUAGACUUUUUUUUUUAACAAGCUGGCCUGAAAUAUCUGGGCACUUACCUUCACCUAAUCUCUCCCAAGAGCUACAAGCCUCUUUUUCUGGUAGAUGUUUCUGUAUUAAAGUAACUCUCUUUUUCUUUUUCAGAUGUAAAUGUUGCUGUAAGAAAAAUAGCAAACUUGCUAAAACCUGACAAAGAAAUCUUUCAGAAUGGAGAUCAUAUGAUUAUUAAAACGCUAAGCACUUUUAGAAACUACAUCAUGGAAUUUGAUGUAGGAAAGGAGUUUGAAGAGGAUUUAGCUGGGGUGGAUGAUCGCAAAUGCAUGACACUAGUGACCUGGGAUGGUGACAAACUGGUAUGUGUUCAGAAAGGUGAAAAGAAAAAUCGUGGCUGGAAGCACUGGAUUGAAGGAGACCUACUGCAUCUGGAACUGACGUGUGAAGACCAGGUGUGCCAUCAGAUAUUUAAGAAGAAAAAGUAA
Molecule: messenger RNA, 2069 nt
Organism: Lagopus leucura (white-tailed ptarmigan)
Lineage: Eukaryota; Metazoa; Chordata; Aves; Galliformes; Phasianidae
Gene: RBP2
Product: retinol binding protein 2
Exons: 3
Coding region: 1809-2069 (86 amino acids)
Biological process (GO): fatty acid transport
Cellular component (GO): nucleus; cytosol
Molecular function (GO): fatty acid binding
Source: RefSeq, a predicted model, not a curated record